AUGUUUUCCGCCGGUCUCAAGUCCUUCGCUGGACGCAGCUCCGCUCGCCACCUUUCAUCGCGAAACUUCUCAUGCACCGCUCGCGCCAACCGAAUCAUCACCAACCAGCCGCUACGAGCCAAGGAGGCUUCCGGUCUGAUCACCAGCAAGUACCCCGUCGUUGACCACGAGUACGACGCCUUGGUCAUCGGUGCCGGUGGUGCUGGUCUCCGGGCUGCGUUCGGUCUCGCCGAGGCCGGUUUCAACACCGCCUGUAUCUCAAAGCUCUUCCCGACCCGAUCACACACUGUCGCCGCCCAGGGUGGUAUCAACGCUGCGCUCGGUAACAUGCACAAGGAUGACUGGAGGUGGCACAUGUACGAUACCGUCAAGGGUUCAGAUUGGCUCGGCGACCAGGAUGCCAUCCACUACAUGACCCGUGAGGCUCCUGCAUCCGUCUACGAGCUGGAGAACUACGGAUGUCCCUUCUCGCGUACCGAGGAUGGCAAGAUCUACCAGCGUGCCUUCGGUGGUCAGUCACGAGAGUUCGGCCAGGGUGGUCAGGCAUACCGAUGCUGCGCUGCCGCUGACCGUACCGGUCACGCCCUUCUGCACACUCUCUACGGUCAAUCCCUGCGACACAACACCAACUACUUCAUCGAGUUCUUCGCCAUUGACCUGAUCAUGGAGGACGGUGCUUGCAAGGGUGUCAUCGCCUACAACCAGGAGGAUGGUACUCUCCACCGUUUCCGCGCCCACAACACCGUCUUGGCUACCGGUGGAUACGGACGUGCUUGGUUCUCUUGCACAUCUGCCCACACUUGCACUGGUGACGGUAUGGCUAUGGUCGCUCGUGCUGGUCUUCCCAACCAGGAUCUCGAGUUCGUGCAGUUCCACCCUACUGGUAUCUAUGGUGCUGGUUGCUUGAUCACCGAGGGUUCUCGUGGUGAGGGUGGUUACCUCCUCAACAGCGAGGGUGAGCGAUUCAUGGAGCGUUACGCCCCUACCGCCAAGGAUUUGGCCUCGCGUGACGUCGUCUCCCGAAGCAUGACCAUGGAGAUCCGCGAGGGUCGUGGUGUCGGUCCCGAGAAGGACCACAUCUACCUCCAGCUCUCUCACUUGCCCGCCGAGAUCCUCCACGAGCGUCUGCCCGGUAUUUCUGAGACCGCCUCCAUCUUUGCCGGUGUCGAUGUCACCAAGCAGCCCAUCCCCGUCUUGCCCACCGUCCACUACAACAUGGGUGGUAUCCCUACCAAGUACACCGGUGAGGUCCUGACCGUCGACGAGCAGGGCAAGGACAAGGUCGUCCCUGGUCUCUUCGCCUGUGGUGAGGCCGCUUGUGUGUCCGUCCACGGUGCUAACCGUCUCGGCGCCAACUCCCUCCUCGACUUGGUCGUUUUCGGCCGUGCCGUCAGCCACACCAUCCGUGACAACUUCUCACCGAACCAGCCCCACACUGAGGCCCAGAGCGAUGCCGGUGCCGAGUCCAUCGGUGUCGUCGACAAGAUCCGCACCUCAGAUGGCCCCAAGUCCACCAACGAGAUCCGCAGCGCCAUGCAGAAGACCAUGCAGAGCGAUGUCUCUGUCUUCCGUACCCAAGAGGCUCUCGACCAGGGUGUCAAGAAGAUCAACGAGGUCGACCAGACCUUCAGCCAAGUCGGCAUCAAGGACCGCAGCAUGAUCUGGAACUCCGACCUCGUCGAGACCCUCGAGCUCCGCAACCUGCUCACCUGCGCCGUCCAGACCGCCGAAGCCGCCGCCGUCCGCAAGGAAUCCCGUGGUGCCCACGCCCGUGAGGAUUUCCCUGACCGUGACGACGAGAACUGGAUGAAGCACACCCUCACCUGGCAGAAGAAGCCCCACACCCCCGUCGACAUCAAGUACCGGGCUGUCGUGGGCACAACGCUGGAUGAGAACGAGUGCAAGGCUGUCCCGCCUUUCAAGCGACAAUACUAG
Messenger RNA from Dissoconium aciculare CBS 342.82, 1935 nucleotides. Its product is annotated as succinate dehydrogenase flavo protein subunit. The coding region runs from base 1 to 1935 and encodes 644 amino acids. The transcript has 2 exons. NCBI's taxonomy places the organism in Eukaryota, Fungi, Ascomycota, Dothideomycetes, Mycosphaerellales, Dissoconiaceae. The record is from RefSeq and is a predicted model, not a curated record. Gene Ontology annotation, biological process: mitochondrial electron transport, succinate to ubiquinone; tricarboxylic acid cycle. Gene Ontology annotation, molecular function: flavin adenine dinucleotide binding; succinate dehydrogenase (quinone) activity; electron transfer activity.